AUGAUCGUGUUCUGGGUUACACUGCUUCUUCUUCAUCAGGGAUAUACACUGGUUCCAGUGACCACAGUUCAACUUGGUGAACCUGUGACCUUCACAUGUGUUUUGCCAAAAGAGUUCAACUAUCAAAAUCUUUACUGGUACAAGCAGAGUGCCGGGGAAAAUCUGGAAUCAAUUGUAUCACUCAUAAAAAAUGCAAAUCCUGAGUAUGGACCAGAGUUUCCUACCUCAAGAUUUGAAGUAAAAGCUAAUAAGAAUAUUAGCAGUCUGACCAUUUCAAGGACGAGUCAAGAAGAUGAGGGAAUGUAUUUCUGUGCAUUCAUGGACUGGAACAAUAAUUCUUGGAAUGCGACCUAUUUGUCAUUAAGAGGAAACUCUCAGAGGACAUUAAACUACACUGUUCAGUGGUCGACAGUAUCUGAUCCAGUCCGUCCAGGAGACUCAGUGACUCUGCAGUGUUCAGUCCUCUCUGACUCUGAGAGCAAGACGUGUUCAGAAGAUCACAGUGUGUUCUGGUUCAGAGCCAGAUCAGAUAAAUCUUAUCCAGACAUCAUCUACACUGAUGGAAACAGACAUGAUGAAUGUGACAAGAGUCAGAAACGCUGUGUUUAUCACUUCUCGAAGAACGUCAGCUCCUCUGAUGAUGGGACUUACUACUGUGCUGUGGCCACAUGUGGAGAGAUAUUAUUUGGAAAUAGAUCAAAACGGCAAAUCGAACGGAAAACAAGUUCUGAAUUAAUUGCGCUGGUGAUAGCAAUCGUCUGCCUGAUCAUUUCUGUGAUUGGAAAUAUUGUUUUCAUCUGUUACCGAACUCCAAGAACAGGAUGUGAACAAUUUAAAGGAAUAGAAAGCGUCUCUUCACAAUCACAACAUAGCAACUCGAUCCCACCAGUCAAUGAUAAUACUGAAGGUGGAGAUGAUCUGAACUAUGCUGCGCUGCAUUUAUCUGGAAGAAAAGCUACAAGAGGAAGGAAGAAGAGAGAGACUGAAGAAAGUGUGUAUUCUCAAGUUAAAUGCCAAAUGUGAACAUGUGAAUUGGUUCAUAGUACUGACCUCUUACAGUGCAAAUAAAGAAUUCAAUGUUGUGAGUUCCCUUCUAACUUCAAUGAGAAUAUGUGUCAUGAUAAAAAUUAAAUCUUAUUGUAGCAUGGAGACAUGCUCUUUGUGUGGUACAUUUUUCUGUACAUUGAUCCUUGCUUUAUAUUAUGUAUUUGCAUGAAAAAUAUUACAUCAAUAUACAGCACAGGGUUAUAUGAAUCCUAUUUUAAGUCCGAAAUUUUGAACUAUCCUUUGAUGCUUCAUAGUUUAU
Messenger RNA from Larimichthys crocea (large yellow croaker), 1306 nucleotides. RefSeq lists its product as uncharacterized. The transcript is spliced from 6 exons. Bases 1 to 1023 code for a protein of 340 amino acids. Gene Ontology annotation, biological process: response to bacterium. The record is from RefSeq and is a predicted model, not a curated record. Lineage: Eukaryota; Metazoa; Chordata; Actinopteri; Sciaenidae.